This is a messenger RNA of Beauveria bassiana ARSEF 2860, 1359 nucleotides long. RefSeq lists its product as uncharacterized. The coding region runs from base 1 to 1359 and encodes 452 amino acids. The transcript has a single exon. The record is from RefSeq and is a predicted model, not a curated record. NCBI's taxonomy places the organism in Eukaryota, Fungi, Ascomycota, Sordariomycetes, Hypocreales, Cordycipitaceae.
AUGCGUCCAUCACAAUCAACAGCCUCCACGGCGCUGCUCACCGCCGCCGCCUUCGUUGGUCUCGCCAACGCUCACUCCUGGGUCGAGGAAGUAUACCGCGUCGACGACAACGGUGCCAUGGUCGGUCAGACGGGCUACCCCCGCGGCUGGAUCGCGCGGACCUCGACUAACCCCCCCUUCAGCGAUACCCUCGCCCAGUGGCUGCUACCGCUCAAGGGCCAGAGCGCCUACUCGGGCGACGAGAUCCUCAACAAGCAUCAAAAGACGGAAAACAACCCAGCGCUCCCCAUGCUGCAGGCCGCCCCUGGCGACAAGAUUGCCCUGCUGCACCUCGAAAACGGCCACGUCUCGCUGCCGCAGAACCAGCCCAAGAAGCCGCGCAACCGCGGCACCAUCUUCCUCUAUGGCACCACCCAGCCCGCCAAAGACGAGCGCCUCUUUGACGUCCAUCUCGUCUGGAACCGCGCCGGCACCGGCGGCGACAAGCGCGGCAAGCUGCUCGCCACGCGCAACUACGACGACGGCCAGUGCUACCAGACCAACGCGCAGGAGAUUAGCACCUCCCGCGCCCAGAAGCUGGCUUCGGAGGGCGCCGUCCACGAGCGCGAGCUGCGCUGCCAGUCCGACGUCCAGCUGCCCGACGACCUCAAGCCCGGCGACGUCUACACCAUCUACUGGUACUGGGACUGGCCCGACCUAGACCCCGAGCAUAUCAAGGUCGACGCCACCACCGACGGCCGCUACCCCUGGGCCGGCACCUUUAUGCGCGGCGAGACGGACCCCAACGGCUUCACCAUGGCCGCCAUUGCCAAGAAUGAGAGCUACGCCAGCACCAUCGACAUUCAGAUUGUCGAGCGCGCCAAAAUUCCCCCGGGAGUGGCCGUCGCCAAGGCUGCCGACGUUGGGCAGUCAAACCAAAAGAUUUACACAAUGGCCGUGGCGGACCAGCUAAGCAACAACUUCAAGGUCGACAUUGACGCCAACAAUGCCGGCGGCGGCAGUUCCAGCGCCACCACUCCGGCUUCUUCCCCCAGCGCUACGGCUACAGGUUCUGAUCCCGCUGCUGCUCCCUCCAGCGUCGCCCCGACGACCUCCUCCUCGGCCGCUGCCCCGACUACCACCGCCGGAGACGCCAGCGGCGGCGGCAAGGUCACCGUGACGGUGACGGUGACUGUGCCGUCUUCCACCGUCUAUUCUACCGUCUACGUAACCAAGUCCGUCGUCGCCAGCGACGGCAGCGGCAGCGGCGUCUCCCCGGCUGCGCCAGUGUACGCUACUGCGACGGCCGGCGCGCCGGCGCCAACGGUUCCUGCGAUGCGUGGCCGCGUGGUACGACGGAACUGGCAGUUUGGUCAGUAA